Molecule: messenger RNA, 1765 nt
Organism: Alternaria rosae
Lineage: Eukaryota; Fungi; Ascomycota; Dothideomycetes; Pleosporales; Pleosporaceae
Exons: 1
Coding region: 256-1581 (441 amino acids)
Source: RefSeq, a predicted model, not a curated record
GCUCAGGCGGACGAAGUUCUAGAGUGUCAGCUACGGGAGGUCUUCGGGUAUUCGGAGGUUGAGAAAAUGAAGUCGGGACUUUCCAGAGCUAGCGAAGUGCAUACUAGGAGUUUUCGGGACUUUUUGCAGUGCUUGUGAGAAAGAGAAACACCUUGAAUCCAUGCUUGACCCGUAUAAUGAAGGUAACACGCGAGCGAAGUCCGUUGUUCCAGCCGACUUACCGCAGUGAUUAGGUACUAGCUCAGCUCCGGUACCAUGUCGAAGAUGUUCACGACACUCAUCCUUGCGUCGUUUUUCUCACUCUUUACCGCCGCAAACCUGCAUCAGCUACCUCUAGGUUCCUCGGAAUUUCCCGUUGAUGACGACCUGAACCCAAGAUGGGACGAUGAAUCCUGUACCAUCAGCAGGAGCACAGCUUUCGAAGUGCUCGACGGACCCAACACCUUUUCCUCAUCCCCAUCCGAUCCCAUCAACUCGAUCAAAAUUACCCCAAAUAUCAACAAGACCAACUGGGAGCAAUGGGAAUUUGAUGGCAUGUCCCACACGGGCGUUUCUCUCCUGGCGAUAAUGUUCUCACGCGACUAUUCGAUGCACUACUUCGGCAGAGGCAAUCUACGAGUAGACUUUUUCGCCAACACUGGGGACGGCAAGCACCACAAGAUGCUUGAGUACCUCGAGGAGUCUACCAUUCUAGACUGCCCUGGCUACACCUAUGGUAUCUGGAAUAGUACGGGUAAAUCGUACUCGUUCUAUACCACCAAGGACCUCAAGUACAGCAAGCUCGUAUUCGAUUCGCCAGGCAUACGCGGCACAUACAAGCUAUCAGCUACUACGCCUCCCGUUCACGCCGACGGCUCGACACCAGGUUCUGAAGGCGAGAACAGGGCAGACGCCGCGCUCUUGUCACCCGAUCUCUACUACAGCCAGCCUGUCGCCGGUGGCGAGGUGGUCAUGGACAGUGUUCUGGGAUCAGGACAGAAGCUAUCCUUCAGCGGCAGAGGCGGCUCAACCCGGCUCUGGGCCAAAGACGGCUGGCUUCCGUUGACGGAGAGCUGGGUAGCUCUACGUCUCUGGGCAGGGCCCUACACCAUCGCCUACUGGCACGUGAUAUCGCGCGUAGGCGAAGACCUGGGCAAGAAGUUCACCUCCGCCGUUCUCUUCUACAACGACGAGCUUCUGGUAGGCACGCGCGUUGGAAACGUCUCCGAGACGGAAGACUACUUCCUCGACGCGUACAACAGCGGCGGCGAAUGCGGAGGAUCGUAUCACGACAAUAACACCGGUGGUGUCUUUGAGUUUGUGUCGCCGGCUCGGGGCAAGAAAUGGCGGUUCGAGACGCAGCACAUGUUGAUGUGGUUUGAGCUGGGUAUCGGUGAAGGCCUUGGUAUGAGUGACUUUGCGGAUCGUGUUGUUGGCGGUGAGGUUGGUGGGCCACAGUAUGAAGGGCGUGGGUUGACGGAGCAGGCUAAAUUUCCGCUAUACAUCCCCCAGUGGGUUGUCUGGCUCUUGUAUGGCGUGGGGUUUUUGGGGACCAAGAAGGAUUAUGCUGUUGACUUUGUCAGGGCCUGGUCACCGUGGUGAAGGAGCUAGGAGACUCAAUGAUUGAUGAUAGAUGGAUUCUCAGCUUAGGCUGGGAGAACUUGGUCGUGCGAUGCUAGGUAGAUGGGUAGGUACAUACCGUGUGGAAUGGAGUAGUACUUCGAUGCUACUUAGCUGUGUCCUAUCGCAAUAUCAGUAUGUUUGCUAUAUCGUGUUGGAACCGGGC